Lotus japonicus is the source of this 1100-nucleotide messenger RNA. Its product is annotated as probable glutathione S-transferase. Gene Ontology annotation, cellular component: cytoplasm. Lineage: Eukaryota; Viridiplantae; Streptophyta; Magnoliopsida; Fabales; Fabaceae. The transcript has 2 exons. Gene Ontology annotation, molecular function: glutathione transferase activity. The record is from RefSeq and is a predicted model, not a curated record. The coding region runs from base 165 to 839 and encodes 224 amino acids. Gene Ontology annotation, biological process: glutathione metabolic process.
CUUCAACUCUUCAAGGCCGAUCUUCUGGAUUUGUCAGCCAACAACGCAUCAUCUUGUCUUGGUUCUAUAAAGAGCCACAAUACCAUAAGCCCUCUCAGACAAAAGCAAAUAACUUAACAGUAUUUCUAAAUCGAGAGAAUUCAAUUUCAAAGUGCUGCAAUAUAAUGGCUGCAUCAGGGGAAAAUGUGCAACUAUUGGGAAUUGUGGGAAGCCCAUUCGUGCGCAGGGUACAGAUUGCUCUCAACCUGAAGGGAGUUGAAUACGAAUUCGUGGAACAAAUCUUUGGCCAAAAGAGUGAUCUGCUCCUCAAAUACAACCCAGUUCACAAGAAGGUUCCUGUGUUUGUUCACAAUGACAAGCCCAUAGCAGAGUCCCUUGUGAUUCUUGAGUACAUUGAUGAGACAUGGAAAAGCAACCCAAUCUUGCCUUCUGAUCCUUAUAAGAGAGCAUUGGCACGGUUCUGGUCCAAGUUCAUCGAUGAUAAGGUCAUCGAUACAACAUGGAAAGCUGUUUUCAUCUUGGAAGAGGCAGAGCGUGAGAAGAUAAUUGAAGAACUAUCUGAGGCUCUGCAGUAUCUUGAGAACGAGUUGAAGGAGAAGUUCUUUGGGGGAGAGGAGUUUGAGUUUGUGGACAUUGCUGCUGUGUUCAUAGCUUUUUAUAUCCCUUUGUUUCAAGAAGUAGCAGGACUGCACUUGUUAACAGCUGAAAAUUUUCCCAAGCUAUACAAUUGGAGUCAAGACUUUCUGAAUCAUCCAGUUGUCAAAGAAUCUAUGCCCCCUAGAGACCCACUUCUUGCCAUUUUCAAAGGUCGCUAUGAAAGCCUUACUGCUUCAAAAUAAGAUCAAUUUAGAGUGAACUUGGAAAUUCUGAUGAAAAUUGCUGGAGUAUGUGUUUGUCAUUGAGUUAUUGCUGUUAGUGUUAGUAUUUCAUUUGAGUGUAAUAUGUGUGGUCUAGGAUUUCUCUAUGUCAUAGAAAUCCAAGCAUCGACAUUUUCGCUUUUUCAAUUAGUUAAAGAAGUGAUGAUUUUGUCCUUCAAAGUUGUUGCAGGCUUGCAGCAGCUGCACUUUACCAAUGAUUAAAAUGUUUCCCAUGAUUAUGAA